AUGACGGAAAAAGCUCCGGACGGCGGACCCAAAGGCAACAGAGUCUGGGCUGACGGCUGGCAAGUUCUUUCGAUGUUCGAAAUCUAGAAUCUAUCAUGCCCGAAUGAGAAAUAGAAGUCUUUGUUCUUUCAUAUUAAAAGUAAAUGAAUGAAAAUUAGUUAUCCUUUUUUUCCAACUGGAAAACGAAAGAAAGCGAUUUCUUUCUACUGAGAUUCAUACGGUUGAAGUUAGUUCAAGAAAUAUUUUUUUUAAAAAGGUUUAGAAUUUUCUCGAUGUUUUGCAGCUAUGAUAUGGUACACUUUGGGCACGCCAAUCAGCUUAGGCAGGCGAAACAAUUUGGGAAGACUCUAGUUGUCGGCGUGCACAGCGACGAAGAGGUUCUUUCUUCUUUUUUUUACGAACUUUGAAUUAACAAAAAAUCAACCCCCUUUGAAAGUUUCUCAAGCUUUUUGGAGAAACAAUAAAACAAAAAGCCGGAAUCUACAGAUUAAAAUGCACAAGGGGCCGCCGGUUUUCAACGAAGAAGAGCGUUAUCGGAUGGUUGCUGGCAUUAAAUGGGUCGACGAGGUGAUUUUUCCGAUUCGAAUAGUUUUGAACUACUCAGAGCAGAAUAUUUGGACCGUAUACUUCAUUCACUAUGAGUUUAUAAAGCUUUGAUUUUUUUCGCACUUUUUCCCUAAAUGUCAUUGAAAAAUGCUUGUGAAAAUUUGAAAAAAAUACCUCGAGAGAACAAAAAAUAACAAUUUCUGAAGUCCAGUCUAUUGAAAUAUACAGAAUAGGAAACUGUGCAUAAUAAUGAGAUGUCCAGGUCAUUUUACUUUGAGGUUUUAAAUUAUACGAAAACGCCCAAAACUAUGAAGACCUCGGUUAAAGUUACUAUUAGCCGUGACAUGAGCGAACGAUUUGUAGGAUUUUUCAUCUAGGCUCUUGAAGAGUUUUCAGGCGGAUUUUUUUUAGAAAAUGCUAAACAAAAAAUAAAUUGUACUCUCUUGACUUUGAUUUUUGCAGGUUGUGAUUGACGCUCCUUAUGUGACGACGGUAGAAACUCUAGAAGCCCACAAAGUCGACUUCUGCAUCCACGGAGGCAUUCUCUUUUCCAAUUACAUUGAACGCCUUUCAAUCCGUCAGUAUCUUGUUCCAGUUCUUUUUUCAGAUGACAUAACCCUGACCGCCGACGGAAAGGACACCUACGCGGAGGUGAAGCGUGAGAAACGUUAUAGGGAGUGCAAACGGACCUGCGGAGUUUCGACCACGGUAAGUCGUGUCGGAGAAGAUCUCUUUCAUUUGGAAUAAUAGGUGAAUUUUGAGCAGAUAGUACAGACUUUUACGAUUGUGUCGACGGAUAUCAAAAAUACUCUCUUUUGCGUUAAAAGAAGACACAAAAGAUGAAAAAGCAUGUCGAAGUUAUGGGCUUUGCAUUUUUCAUUUCGUUUUGCUCAACGUCCUAAUCUUUUUAAUUCUCCCUCCAUAACCCUCUGCGCACAUACCUUUCCAUGAUCAGAAAUCUGCAGGACUUGGUGGGACGCAUGUUGCUACUAACUAAGCAGCACCACGUGCACGACGACGAGAUCGAGCAGCACAAAGAACGCGCCCGCUCCCUCAGCACAGUGAGUCUAGUUGUGCCCCAUUGAAAGACAGACUCGCACGAAAAGUUCUCGUUUGAAAUUGAGACACGGCUUCCGCUAAAUAAUUAUUUUUUUUUCUUGUGAACCCCGACUAGUUUUCUCUCAUCUAACAUUUCAUGAAAAGAUUUUGAGAGUUUGAGCCUUGGAUCAAUAUAAUGGCUAUAAUUUCAAAAAUAAAAGUUCAGAAUUGGGUUGAUAAACAGUGGGAAACUAUAUUUGAUGUUUCAUACAAAAAACUAGAGAAUAAAAAUAACUUGAGAAAAGUACACCCCAAAGAUUUUCGGAAAGUGGCGAUAAAUUUUCUUUAAACUAUACAACUUGCGAUUCUUUGAACGUUGAAGCAAUUAAAACCGCUUUUUAAAUGCUAAUCAACGUUUUUCCUUUUAGACAUUGAAAAAUUCUUUUCUUUGCUUAAAUCUUUUAUUUAAAGUGAGGCUCGUAUUAUUUUGCAUUUUUAGGGCCAACAAAACUAGAAGUUUUUUUUAUAUUCGAUCCCGAAACUUUUUUUGUAGAAUAGAAAGUAUAACAAGAUAUAAUUACCCUCUACUGAAAAGCUUUUCUUUCAAAAACAUUAGGUAGGGGGCAAAUGGUGCAGACUUGUUCGGAACAAGUCUGCGCCAUUUGGGUUUAGACUGAGUUUUAACUUUAAUUUUUCCUCAUUUUUUUGAGUGUUUUCGAGCUGGCGCAAGUCUGGGAAAAAGUAGAAAAGACUUUUUUGAAAGUCCGAGUCUCACAAGUUGAACGUCAGCGGUCGUUGAAGGAUAACGUGGCGUUGUCGCCGUGGACCCGCGUCUCGCGAUUCAUCCCGACCACCACCACGAUUCUCGAGUUUGCCGAGGGCCGUCCUCCGAAGCCAACUGACAAGGUUUCUUUCCCAUUCUCCAUUGUGACCCGUUUUGAAUCUCUAUUGAUAUUAAUUCUUUGCAAUGCUCAGAUUUUGUAUGAUUGUUGAUCUCACUAUAACAGUUUGCCUCUCACAGAUAAAUUCUAAAUUGUCAGAGUAAAAAUAAGAACAACAUUUUUUUCGAUUCUGCUCUCUUAUAAAAUUACUCGUGAGUUUUACCUUAAUUUUUCAUGAACAUUGUAGAAGUUUGUGCGUUCUUGAACUUAAAAAAAACAUCUAAUAUUUUUUUCCGAAGAAGGAGAAAAUAAGAGGAAACCACCUUUUUGCAUCCUUAUCUUUCUUCAGGUCGUUUACGUUUGCGGAGCUUUCGACCUGUUCCACAUCGGGCACUUGUCCUUUCUGGAGAAGGCAGCCGAGUUCGGGGAUUACCUCGUUGUUGGGAUUCUCAGCGAUCAAGUACGGCGAGCUUUUUCUCAAGGCAUACUGAAACGCCGUUCGUUUUUAGGUAGUCAACGAGUACAAGGGCAGCAACCACCCGAUCAUGUCCCUUCAUGAACGCGUUUUGAGUGUUUUGGCGUACAAGGUGUGCUGCAGUAAUUUCUUUCGGCUUUUUUUUUCUUUGAGCAGAAAAAACUUUGGCAUAUUACUCUACGGAAUUUGCAGCCUGUAAACGAAGUAGUGAUCGGAGCGCCCUACACUGUAUCUGCGGAUUUACUCGACCAAUUCAAUGUGCAGGUGGUGGUAGAUGGCGUCCGCGACCGCCCUAACCCCUUCCGCUCGCCGGAUCCUUUCGAGGAACCCAAACGCCGAGGUUUUUCACAUAUCGAAGAAAAUGGCGCUCAUACAUGUGAUAGUCUCGGUGGGACCUGAAAGAGGGGAGGAGUGUCCAAAGAGUGACCAGAGAGUGACUUGGUGGCGCGCGUCGUCUGGAGCCUAUUCACCCCCUAGGUGACAUUGAAGGAAACUACAGGGUGACAAAUAAAUAUUGAAACGCGUUUGAAACGUUAUAACUUUCUCAAAAGUCAACCAAACACCACCAAACUUGGAACAAAUUUUAUUCAUACAAUAUAGAAACAAAAUUUAAGAAUAGUUUUCAAAACGUCCUCCUUUAGCUUUGAUAACGGCCUUCAGUCUCAUCGGAUACGCAUCGAUCACGGCACGAAGGUAGUCGUCGUCGAUUUCGUCCCAUUUCUUGAUGAGCGCGGUCUUCAGAGCUUUGAUACUUGGGUAGUUCUUAGAAGAGACCUUCUCGGUCAGAUAUAUCCACACGGCAUAGUCCAUCGGGUUGAGGUCGGGCGAGAAAGCAGGCCAAUCAGCAGCCGAGAUGAACUCGGAAAAUUGGCGCGGUACCACUCUUGAGUCCCUUUGGCACGAUGAGCGAGGGCGCCGUCUUGCUGGAAGGUCCGUGGUCGGUUUCCGUAGUGAGAAUUGGCUCAGGGCAACACCCUCAACUUUAAAAUCUACUCCCUGUAGUAUACUUGGUUCACUUUGACUCCAGGAUCCACAAAAAUCAACGUAGUUUUGCCGUCAGCGGUAAUUCCGGCAAAAACCAUCACGGAAGCCGGAUGCGGAGUUUUAUUCAGAAUUUUUUCUUUUUCACAGGCACUCUGAUAGUCAGUAGCGAUGAUCGGAUGGUUUUGGCCGUUCUUGUUCACCUCCACAGUGAAGAUUUUCUCGUCGGUAAAUAGCGUCGUCAGAUGCGAGCCAUCUUGCGUGCCAGCGAGCAGCUUUCGAGCCUUUUUCAUCCGGAAUGUCUUGUUUUUUUGAUUGAGGAAGGCUCCUUUUUGGAUACGGUAGGGAAUCAUCUUCAGCUUGUCCUUGACAAUAGUUCUCAUCGAUUCUCGACUCAUUUCGUAUUCUUUUGACAUCUUUCUCACGCUUCUUUCCGGAGUGCGUCUGAUUUUCUCUCGAACGGCUUUGACUGCUUCUGGAGUCGUGACGGUGACUGGAAAUUCCCUUCUUUGGAUGUCAUCUGAAGUACCGAGAUGCCGAUAGCGUUGUGCAGUUCGAAAAACGAGAACACGAGACAUUUUCAGCUUUUUACCGAUCUCUGAAUUCGUCAUUCAGCUUUUGACACAAUCAAUGAUUGCGGUAGGGUACAGAGAUGGGGCCACCAUUACCUGAAAACUGAAAAGUAUGAGCUGUAACUUCAAACACAUGAUAAGUGAGCAUGAAUGAACGAAAUAAACAAAAAAAUUCAAAGGCCAGUCCGUUGCGCAAAAAGCAGCGAUCAAACAAAAAACGGUUUCAAUAUUUAUUUGUCACCCUGUAGACUAAUUUGACGGUGCUGAAUCCGAAAAUAACAACGAAAAUAAGAUACGAAAAUUAAUAACUGCUCAUUUUUCAAGGUUCAAUUGAUUGGCAGAAGCGAUUUUUUUAAUAGUUAAAAUGGAUCGGACAUUAGGGGGGUAGGAGGGGACUUGGCUGCCGCCGGUCAUGCUCAUCCCAUGUAUGAUGGCGCUAACACGGUGGAUUUUAUCGAAUUCAGCUCAACUUGGUAUUCUCAAUAUUAAAAUAUUACUUUUGAUGGCUCUAAAUUGAGAAAGUUGAUCAGUUUGUCCGAAUUUACAUGUUUAUAGUAGAUAAAGUUCGCCCGCGCUGCAAAAAAACCUUUGAGGUCAAACUAGGAACCAACUGAAAAAAAAACUAUUCUCAGACUCUUUUUUCCUCAUUUAAAAGUACAGUAAGCUAAGGACAUCCUUUUUUCUAGAUUUUCCCAUAACUGUAAGAAAAAAAUUACUUUAGGAUUUCUAAAACGUUCACUUGAUUUUUUAGGGAUCUAUCGCGAAAUCGACUCCGGGAGUGAUAUGACAACGGACUUGAUUAUUGAGAGAAUCAUUUCUCACAGGUAUCCGACUCAAAGCUUUCUUUUUAUUUCUGGAUUCAAAAUUCCCAGGAUCGAGUUCGAGAGCAGAAACCAGAAAAAAGAGAAAAAAGAAGCUGACGUGGCGCGUGCCAUGAAUUUGAUAAAGUCUAAAACAUCUGUGGAGCCGGUUAACAACUGA
Messenger RNA from Caenorhabditis auriculariae, 5474 nucleotides. NCBI's taxonomy places the organism in Eukaryota, Metazoa, Nematoda, Chromadorea, Rhabditida, Rhabditidae. The record is from the annotation of a GenBank genome assembly.